CCGCGCGGCCUGCCGUGGCGCCUGCGCGGUGAGACGCUCCUUCGGCCCGACGUCUUUGUCGGUCUGAGGGGGAAUGGAGCCCGGCGGUGGCCGCCGCGAGAAGCUCCCUCCGCCGCCGCUGGUGCUGCCGCCCGCCAAAGGCAAGGAGGGGCCCGGGUCCAGCGGAGGCAACGCCCGCCUGGAGAAAGCCAAGCAGCGCUCGGCUCAGCAGGAGCUGAAGCAGCGGCAGCGCGCCGAGAUCUAUGCUCUCAACCGGGUGAUGACAGAGCUGGAGCAGCAACAGUUCGAUGCCUUCUGCAAGCAGAUGAGAGCUUCGAGUGAGUGAGCCCUGCAGGCAGCCAGAUCUUCGCUCCUCACACAAGACUUCACUCAAGGUCUGUGGUCUGUUAAACCACGGUGGGAAGUCCCCAGACCCUUUUUCCUCUGGGCUACGGUAGUGCCUCUCAGCCUCUUCCAAAUCCACCAAAAGUCCAAGUCCUUGCCAAAAUGGAGUUUCUCGUUGUUUGAACUGUUUUUUGUAAAUCCUAUUUAUUAAAUAAAUGUGUGUUUUAUAUGUGUGCAAAUAAAUAUCUGUCUGUGAGACCAAA
This is a messenger RNA of Pantherophis guttatus, 587 nucleotides long. RefSeq names its product small vasohibin binding protein (gene SVBP). Gene Ontology annotation, cellular component: apical part of cell. The record is from RefSeq and is a predicted model, not a curated record. Gene Ontology annotation, biological process: negative regulation of protein ubiquitination; protein secretion. NCBI's taxonomy places the organism in Eukaryota, Metazoa, Chordata, Lepidosauria, Squamata, Colubridae.